This is a messenger RNA of Girardinichthys multiradiatus, 2334 nucleotides long. RefSeq names its product aspartate aminotransferase, mitochondrial-like. Gene Ontology annotation, molecular function: pyridoxal phosphate binding; L-aspartate:2-oxoglutarate transaminase activity. Lineage: Eukaryota; Metazoa; Chordata; Actinopteri; Cyprinodontiformes; Goodeidae. The transcript is spliced from 10 exons. Gene Ontology annotation, biological process: biosynthetic process; L-aspartate catabolic process. Bases 81 to 1367 code for a protein of 428 amino acids. Gene Ontology annotation, cellular component: mitochondrion. The record is from RefSeq and is a predicted model, not a curated record.
UGUAGGCUUAUCAGCGUCGUCUUCGCUGUCCUUCACGUCUGUCUACAUCCUGCUAGGCUCCUCUCCGAAGCGCAGCUAAUAUGGCCCUGCUCAAGUCAAACAAGGUGAUCCACUGCCUGGGCAAUAUCUCCCCGGCCCUGGGAGCCCUGUCCAGCCGCAACAGCUCAUGGUGGGGUGGGGUGCAGAUGGGUCCCCCUGAUCCCAUCCUGGGGGUAACAGAGGCCUUCAAGAGGGACACCAACCCAAAGAAGAUGAACCUUGGCGUGGGAGCCUACAGAGAUGACCAGGGAAAGCCUUUUGUGCUCAGCUGUGUUCGUAAGGCAGAGGCUUUGAUUGCAGCCAAACAACUGGAUAAGGAGUACCUUCCCAUCGGUGGUCUUGGUGAAUUUACCAAAGCCUGCGCCCAGCUAGCACUUGGUCCUGACAGUGAGGUGUUGAAGAGUGGCAGAAGCAUCACUGUCCAGACCAUCUCAGGAACCGGAUCCUUGCGCAUUGGGGGCAAUUACUUAGCUCGGUUCCAUGCGGGUCCACACGAUGUGUACCUGCCCAAACCCUCCUGGGGAAACCACACACCCAUCUUCAGAGAUGCUGGCAUGCAGCUCAAAGCGUACACAUACUACGACCCCUCGACCUGCGGCUUCGACUUCAAAGGAGCACUCGACGACAUCACUAAAAUCCCAGAGAAGAGCGUGAUUGUGCUGCACGCUUGUGCCCACAAUCCAACCGGAGUGGAUCCCAGGCCAGAGCAGUGGAAGGAGAUCGCUGACAUUGUGAAGAAAAGGAACCUGCUGGUCUUCUUCGACAUGGCAUACCAGGGCUUUGCCAGCGGUGACAUUGAUCGUGAUGCUUGGGCUGUUCGGCACUUUAUUGAGACGGGGCACAACAUCGUUCUUUCUCAGUCGUUUGCCAAGAACAUGGGACUGUACGGUGAACGUGUGGGAGGUUUCACUGUUGUGUGCAGCGACGCAGAAGAGGCGAAGAGAGUUGAGUCCCAACUCAAGAUCCUCAUCAGGCCAAUUUACUCCAACCCACCGUUGAACGGCGCCAGAAUCGCUUCAACCAUUCUCAGCACACCAGAACUGCGCUCUAUCUGGCUGGAGGAAGUCCAUGGCAUGGCCAACCGCAUCAUAAAGAUGAGGGAACAGCUGGUGGCGGGUCUGAAACAGCAGGGGUCCUCCCACAACUGGCAGCACGUCAUUGAUCAGAUCGGCAUGUUCUGCUUCACAGGCCUCAAACCCGAACAGGUUGAGCGCCUGACGAAGGAGUUUUCGGUGUACAUGACAAAAGAUGGCAGGAUUUCCAUGGCGGGCGUGACCUCCGGAAACGUGGGUUACCUGGCGGAGGCGAUCCAUGCGGUCACCAAGUAGAGCGGAUCUUCCUGGAAGAAUAACAGAAUCAAAGCUGCUGUAUUGAGGAGCUUUUUAUGUGUCAGUCCUCUGUUCCACCUUAAGAGGAGGCAUUGAUAUUUAGUUUUAAUUUUUCUCUUUUUGAUUUCAUCAUGAGUUCAACAUGGAACGGUUGUUUGUUUUCUGCACAUUUUCACUGAACUGAUGCCCUAUACACUGUUUAAAACAUUUGUGACAGAGCUGGUUGUCUAUUUAUUCUGAGGAAUCAGCUACUGACUACUCUGCUUUUGACCCCCAUGCCUUACACUCUUUUGGGAUAAUUCUUUUAGGGUGCAGGUUGAGACCUCUGUUGCUUUGUGAAAACCUUUUGGAAAUACAGUUUUUGUGAAUUUAUCUUUGUGUUAUAGCAUUUUAUCAAAUGUGUGGCACUUGAGUUUGUAACAGGGCUUUACGGUAAGAAUAGGCAUUUAUCAGGUCAUCGGUUCCCUUUAAUUUUAUCAAACACUGUUUAGUCUGUCUUUAAAAUGCCUCUGUUAUCUCUUUUGCAUUCAGUACUUUUCCUGUAGGUGUGUGAAUUCUUCAGUUUCAUUCACAGAGCAGCAGUGUCUCAGUGGCUCCUUAAAAUCUCCCAGUUAAAAAAUAUGACCACAAAUAUCAAGAGUAAAACAGAUUAAAUGUAAGAUAACCUAAAGAUGGUUAUAUUCUGUAUGGUUAUUUACAUGUGUUAUCAAACCACAAAAUGUAUGCCCAUGUAAUAACACCAGUACUGUUGUCCCAAAGUUAAAAAAAGACAUGUACAAAGAAGUCUCAUUUGUUCAGAUGCCAUAUUUGAGUGCUUACGUCUAUGGCUUAAACAUUUGGCAUUUUGAAUGUUGGCCCUGUUUGCUGAUAUUCCUGGGACUUUGUCUCCAUGUUCUGCUUCCUGUCUGAAACUAAACAUCAUGGGUCAUGUACCCUACUGAACAAACAAUAAAUCCUUGUAGAGAAA